Messenger RNA from Chilo suppressalis (striped riceborer), 3786 nucleotides. NCBI's taxonomy places the organism in Eukaryota, Metazoa, Arthropoda, Insecta, Lepidoptera, Crambidae. The record is from the annotation of a GenBank genome assembly.
AGCAUUGAUUAUUAUUUAUUUGACAAUUUCGUCAAUGAAACAAAUCAAACAAAAGUUCAAAACCAAGAUUUCUGAUAACUUGAAGUAAUCAGACCUUGAAGGGACCUAAUUUUCAUCUAAUAUUAUAAAUACAAAUACCUUCCAUUUUAGUUAUUGAUUGACUAGGCUUAAAGUCGAGGGCUCCGCCAGAAUUAUACUUCUUCGUUUUUACUACGAUACAAACGCAAAAAUGCUGCUAGAACUGCAAGUAAAUUAAACACAGAUAAGAAAUAAACUCGCAAGUUACAAAAUCUGUCGAAGUAUACUUAACCGAACAAUGCAUAUAACUCGUAAGUCGCAUAAAAUAUUGUCAUUAUUCAUGAAUAUAAAUAGUCUUCUUUUUCUUUUAGUGCCUCUCCUUAUUUUUAUUGUGAUGGAAUAAUUCCGCGGCGCUCGAGAUUCCAGUCCUUGCUCGUAGGUUCCUACUUCUUCCUGCAACCUACGCCUCGUUUUCCAGCAACUUUGCCCACCAUUAUUGUUGUAAGAGGGCGUAUCUUUAGUGUCUCAUCACAUGUCCUAGAUACGCAACCUUCCUUACUCUGAUGGUAUCCCUAAGUUCGCGUUUCUUGCCAACACGUCGCAUGAUUUCAUCAUUUGUAACCAUUUGAGUUCAACUAACUUUUAACAUUCGUCUAUUGGUGCAAGAAUAAAAUUGAAAUUCAAGCUAAAGAGUAUAACACUUUAAGACAAAAUUACAUACAUUAAGAUAAAGAUAUCUAAACGUUUUGGCAUUAAGCCAAUGCUUUGUCUUUACAGUAGUAUUUAUUAAUUAACAAAAUGGAUAAGAACACAUAUGAAACAUAUGAAUACUUGCCAGCUAAUAAUGGAGAUUCAGACCAGUUCUUUGUAGUUCAAGCUGAUGGAACAUUUCUUAUCAACAGACAGGUGCAGUAUGUUACACAAAUUGAAAAUGUUAAAGAAGUACUUGAUGGUGUACCGUCAUGUACAGUAUAUGAUGUUACACCACAACAGUUACUUGUUGAUGUUAAUAAUUCUGCUGAGCUUAUAUCUGUUUCUGACCAAUAUGUUCUUCCUGAUGGAGGAAGUAACUUGUACCCAAAUAGUUAUCUGGUACAACCUGGAUCAAGUGCAUCAACUGAGCAGAUGGAAGAAAAUAUUACAGUUGACCAGUUUAAGCAACUAGAUCCAAUUUUAAAUUUGGAUGUAACACAAAAUGUUAAAGAAACCACUAAUUGCACUGAGAUCACACUCAGUGAUGAACAAUAUCAAAUGUUGGAAGAAAGGGGGUGGAUAUUGCUUGAAACUAAUGAUAAAAUCUAUUUACUAGACACAUUAGGCCUUCAUGACAUCACAACUAACGAUAAAUUGAUCCACAAAUUGAAAACAGAAAUUGAAAGCAACUUUGAAGAAAAUGCAGAGGACAGUAGAUCCAUUUUGCUAGAAAAGAAUUUACACACUUUAGGUAACAACAGUAUACCCAAUAAAGAACAAACCAGUUUCAGUAUUUCAAGUGAUGUAUUAGUUGUAAACCCAGGUUCUAUAGAAAAUGUACCUUUUCUCAGAAACAACAAUGGUGAAAUUGUAUAUAAUCAAGAAAACCAUGGGAUGAACCCUGAUGUUGUUCUAUCAAAAGAUAAAGUAGGAAAUGCUGAAUUAAAAAAAGAAGAGACACUUGAACAACUUUGUGAGGAUACUGCUACACAAGUUCUUAUCAUUGAAAAUGAUGGCAUUCGUAGGGAAGGCAAUAGCUUAAAGAUAAAAUCUAAAUUAUCUCUUAAAAAUUUUCCUGAAAAGAUAGUUUUGGGCAAAACAUUAAAUGGAAAGCAGUUGGUUGCGAGAGUUGUAAAACCAAACAAUAAUGUAAGUCCUAUGGAAAUAGAUAAACAUGAACCCGAGCAGCCACAUUUGGAAACAACAAAUGGUCGAAAAUGGGAGAUUGAGAAAAACCCACCUGCAAUACAUUUAAGCAACUUAUUGAAUGAAACAGAAUUCCUUUUGAUAAUAGAAGAUUUGCUACAAAAUAAUAAAAACAAUUGUUGUGUGGAUGAUUUUGUCUCAGCAGAAUCUGUUAUUUCCCAACUGCUGCAAAUUCCCACAUUUAAAUCAAUUGUUACAGAGAGCUAUCUAGUUGUUACAAAGACUGUACAAAAUGAAGACUCUUCUGGAAAAGUUAUAAAUAAGGGCAUAACAGCCGUGAUAACUGGGAAAGUUUCGGAUAGUAAAUUUGGUUUCGUUCAUUUGCCAUAUAUGUUACAAAACAUGAUAAACCUUUGCAUAUUGCCAAAAAGCAAGAAUGGACAGGCCUUGGAUUCAAGUAAACAGAGUUUAGAAGUGCUGCAUGUGCAAAUACUAGAAUCCAAACAAAGUGGAGUUAAAGUGUCUGUCACUGUUAACAGAAGAAGUAUCCCAAUGGAUUGGAUUGCUAAAGUUCACAAACAGCUAACUGCUAGAGUGUACGCGUGUAGCGCUUGCGCGGCACUUUUUAAAACGGAGGAUCUUUUGAAAGAGCAUCAAAUGAAUAAUUGUUCGGAGCCCGAUGACAUUCUUACCAUAGAUACGGAUGAAAUGACACAAACUACAUAUUGUGUGGUCAAUGAAGGCAAGGUGAAAUCAUAUGAAUGUAUGCAAUGCAAUGCAAAAUUUAAUAAACUCAAUAGUUGCAAAAAUCAUUUAAAGACCCAUGUUUCAAAAGCUCACGAUAACAAUAUUAAUGAGACAGAAAGCAAACCAAAUGAGGUUUAUAAAUGCAACAUGUGUCCAUGCACUUACUUCCACCCUUCUACUUUAUCAAAACAUAUACUUUCAAGACAUAUAAAAAUGAAGUCUUAGUAAAACUUAUGUUUCAUAAAAAAAUAUUUUUAUUAUCACCUUACAUAGAUAUACCUUAGUUAGAGCCUCAGACCAAAUAAAAAGUUUUUAUUUCUUAGAGCUUAAAGGCUCUAAGAGCCAUACUCAAUGUAUCAAAAUAUAUCAUCUGAAAAAAUAUUAUCCAAUCCAUCAAGUAAGCAGUUUUCAUCAGGUGAAGGUACUAUACUGCUUAAACCUGAAACAGAUAAUUAUUUUAAAUAUUGUUUCUUUAUAAGGUGUUUUCAGAAUAAGUUCUUUAAGCUUUAUUAAAUGAAUGCCAUACCUGAAUGUAAUGAUGAUUCAUUGACCUUGAUGACAGUAAAAUCACCUUCAUAAGUUUUUACAUACCCAUCUGGCAAUGCUGUAUUAACAUCACUGUCUAUAACUACAGAACUAUAAAUAGCAAAUAUAUUACUCAAUGUAAUAUUCAAGUAAUAUUUCUUGAAUGCACUUCCUGUUGUUAAUAUUGUUGGUUUCCAUAAGACUAUUGCGCUACAUUCAGAGACAAUGUAAGGUGCAAAUUUUGACCAGGCAUCUCUGUGUAAUGUACACUUUAUACUACCUGCAAUAAAAAAGAAUUUAAUUUAUAGUAUUGAACAAAACUAAACUAAUUUUUUUAAUAAACAAUGUCCAAAUGUUAUAUUUUUAACAUUGAGCAAAUAUUUUCAAAUGUUAAAUAAAAACAUGGUCAAGUGCAAGUCAAACUGCACAUUGAGGGUUCCAUACUUUACAAUAUUUUGUUUGUGAGAGAAAUACUGCCUGCUUUUACUGUUCACAAGAAACAGACUCGGCAGUCUCUAUCUUGUGAACUAUUGCUAAACAAAAGAAAGUUAGUAAGUUCAGUUUAAGCAGUAAAAGUAUGAAACUUACUUUGUGUGAGUAUGAAACUCUAAAAAUAUGUACCACAAGAUACUCACCCAUAGAAUCCCUGAGUGUCAC